AUGCUCUCCUUAUAUUCAAAACAAGCCUUCAAGACCCAAAUCUCGUUCUAUCCACAUGGAAAGCUGAAGAAGAUGAUUGCUCGUCUUUCCCUUCAAGAUGUUGGAAGAUGUACAGUUGAAAACCCACAGUGGUUGUCUUCUUUAUCUCACUUAAAGGAACUUGGAAUGGAUGGGAUUUCCCUUGCCAAAGCAAACGAGUGGGUAAAUGUUAUUUCAACUCUCCCAGAACUAUCAUCGUUAAGUUUAAAGGGAUGUGAGCUGUCACAGGUCAUGUAUCCAUAUUCUUCUUCAUUUCUCAACUCUUCUUCUUCAUCUAUUGAACACCUUUAUCUUGGAAACAACAGUCUCACCUCAUCCAUGUAUCAUUGGCUAUUCCCAUUAACCAGCAAUAAGCUUCAUGUUCUUGAUCUCUCAGGGAACAUGUUAUAUGGGAUACCUAAAUAUCUUGGUAACUUCUGUAGUUUGGAAACUUUGUACUCCGAUAACAACUUUGCUGUUGUCAAAGCUCCUGAUUUUCUUAACAACUUGUCGCCUGGAUGCUCAUUGCUAACAUUUCAAGACUUGGCUAUUCAAAGAAGCCAAUUUACAAGGUCAAUGUAUGAUGAGAUCCAAAAAAAUUCAUCCCUAUCGUUUAUGGAUCUAUCAGAUAAUUAA
Messenger RNA from Lactuca saligna, 654 nucleotides. The record is from the annotation of a GenBank genome assembly. Lineage: Eukaryota; Viridiplantae; Streptophyta; Magnoliopsida; Asterales; Asteraceae.